AUGCCGGGCCAGGGCCCCUCGCGGUCCCGCCGGCCGCUGCUGGCCCUGGUGGUCGCGCUGGGCUGCUGGCCCUGCACUGCGCUGGACCUGCCGGCGCUGGGGCUGCUGUGCGGCCUGGCGGUGCUGGGGGGCUGGCUGGCCCCCCGGCCCUGUUCCCCCCGGCCGCCGGCUGCCUGCCUGGAGCGCUUCGUGAGCUCCCUGCGGGCCCCGCCCGGCUGCCCCGCGGACGAGGCGCGGCUGGAGCGGGAGAUCGCCAGCACCAUCCGUAAGGUGGUGCGGGAUUUCGUGGCCUCGUGGUACCGCACGGUGAGCAGGGAGCCGGCCUUCGAGGCCGAGGUGGAGAGGGCCAUGGUGGGCCUGGCUGCGGAGCUGCGGCGGCGCAUGGCGCGGGUAGACCGCCGAGCCCUGGCCCGCCGCCUGCUUCUGCUCUGCGGGCAACACCUCCAGAGCUUCCUGCGGGCACGGGACGCCCUGAGGGACGACCCUAAAGGCGGUGGGACGCUGUGGCAGGAGUACAGCCGGCUGGCAGGGCCGCAUCCUGCCCUGCUCAGCCCCGCGGCCGAGGUCGGAUGUGCCCGCGCGGCCGUGGAGACGCUGCUGCAGGCGUUGGUGCCGUGGCCACACCUGGAAACGCGGACGGGACGCUUCGUGGUGGUGGAGCUGGUGGCCUGCAAUGUGCUGCUGCCGGCCGUCAGGAAGAUGUCUGAUCCCGACUGGAUCAAUCAGCUGCUCAUUGGGAUGUUCUCCAAGAAGCCCCGCAGUGGGAAGCCCCACACUGCACCCCCAGUGCCAGAUUCCUUGCCCUUCCCAGCACAGAUGGAUACGGCUCCUGCCGGGCUACCUCCCUCCCCGAGGGCUGUGGAGGGGCUCAGGAGAGAGGCAGGGACUGCUGGCGAGGAGGGAGAGGAGAUAAGGAGGUCGUGCCACACAGAGGAGCCUUUCCUGCGCCCCCAAGCCCUGGGAUCCCUCUUCCCCUGCGAGGGUUUGGAGCUGGAAUCCUCCACGCCCAGUGUGGGCCAGGACAGGGACCUGCUGGCACCAUCCCCCACUGGGGAGCUCCUUGAUGAGCCCCCCCAGGACCCCUCUGUGCCAGAGGGCCUGGCCUCUUUGGAAGAUGGAACGGGAGACCUGGAGGAGGGCCCUGCCCCCAGCUCAGAUGUUGGGCUGCUUUCCACCUCUGCCUUGAGCUCCUGCCCUGACAUCCAGAUUGAGCCGGUGGUGGAGAAGGAGGAGGAAAGCCCAGCAGUCCCCAGGAAGUUCUCCUCGCAGAGACCCUCUGUUCUGGGGAGAGAUCUGGGGGCAGCAGAGGGCCUACCACAUAUCCCCCCAGAGGCCGGGCAGUCCCUGCCCCUGCUUUCAUCCUCCCCAACAGCUUCCAUGAGCACCUUCAGCUUUGAGCCCCUGAGCAGCCCUGACGGGCCGGUCGUGAUCCAGAGCCUGCGGAUAACUGGGACCAUCACUGCCCGGGAGCACAGUGGGACUGGCUUCCACCCAUAUACCCUGUACACUGUCAAGUAUGAGACAGUCCUGGAGGGUGAGGGUGCAGGGAGCCUUCAGCAGGUGGCUUAUCACACCGUGAACCGCCGCUACCGGGAGUUCCUCAACCUGCAGACCCGGCUGGAGGAGAAACCGGAGCUCCGCAAGUUCCUCAAAAACAUCAAAGGCCCAAAGAAACUGUUCCCUGAUCUCCCCUUUGGAAACAUGGACAGCGAUAAAGUGGAAGCCAGGAAAAGUCUGCUGGAAUCCUUCUUAAAGCAAUUGUGUGCAGUCCCUGAAAUUGCCAACAGUGAGGAGGUGCAGGAAUUUCUUGCCCUCAACACAGACGCCAGGAUCGCAUUUGUCAAGAAGCCCUUUGUUGUCUCCAGGAUAGACAAGAUCGUUGUCAAUGCUAUUGUGGACACUCUGAAGACGGCAUUCCCCAGGUCAGAGCCCCAGAGCCCCACGGAGGAUCUGAGCGAGUCUGAAGUGGAUGGAAAGUCCCAGACAGAUGGGAAGAAGGCGACCAAGUCCAGGCUGAGGUUCUCAUCUAGUAAAAUCACUCCAGUGCUGAGUGUGAGUGAAGCUCAUGACAGGAUAGUGUACUCCAUCAGGGAGGGCAGUGCUGUCUCUGGCACCCUGUCGCUGGCUGCUAUGGAAUCCUUCAUCCAGAAGCAGGAGAAGCUGCUGGAAGCAAUCCCUAGCAAAGCUCCUGAAGGCGAGGGAGGCAGAGAACCUAAGGGAAGCUCUGUGCAGGAGGAUGCGGAUGGGACACAUCUGGACACAGACUCCGACUCUGAGACAGCUUUAGCUGAUCUGGCCCUGGAUGUGCUUCGCCUGGUGCUGGUGGAUCACUGGAGCUGGCUGUGCACAGAGAACAUUCAGAAGGUCUUCAACCUGCUCUUUGGGACCCUUAUUCAAAGGUGGCUGGAAGUGCAGAUUUUUAACCUGACCUGCACCCAGCGUUGGGUCCAGUACCUCCAGUUGCUCCAGGAAUCCAUCUGGCCCGGAGGAGUUUUACCAGCAGUGCCUAAACCCCCCAGGACAGAGGAGCAGAAGAAGGCAACAGCAGAUCAGGCCCUGCAGAGCCUGAUGGGGAUUUUGCCUAAUGUGAUCCAAGAAAUCCUUGGGACCAGCAAGUGUCGGAUGAGUUGGAACCUGGUGCUGGAGUCCCUGAGCCAGCCUGUGAUAAACAGGCACCUGGUUUUCUGCCUCUUGGACAUUCUUCUGGAGUUCUUGGUCCUGAAGGGCUCCAGUGAGGAGCCCAAGGCUGCAGCUGUGGCACCAUCUGCCUAUGGUGGACUGGACAAAGCACUAGGACUGGUUGAGCCAGCAGUGGGGGAGAGAAGCAGCCACAGGCAUGGGAUGAUUUGAUUUUCAGUGUUUACUAACCAUGUCUGGGAGCUUCUUGUACUGAAUAUUUCCAGCCAGUGCUAAAGGAAGCUACUUCCAGGCUUCUCUCUUCCGGCCAGAUGGUGGAUUAAACCCAGUGUCAGGGACUGAACAUCUGCUGUGUAUCUGUUCCAUUGCUGACCUGAUGGAGAGCCUGGAAUGAAGAUGCCUGAGCAGUUGGAGAAGGAUAUUCAGGCUGCUUUCAAACCCUAUAGUCUUGCCCAUAUUUCUGAACAACUGUAACAUCUGAAGGCAGAGAUAGCACGUAAGAUUUGCUUUUGUGGCAUCGGGUUUCACCUGGCACUGGCACAGAGAGACUUGAUGUGAUGGGAUCUUGUUGUUCCUGCAGGAAGGUGAAGGGAGGGGAAAUGCUGUCCCUGCUCUUUAAUCAUCCUACCUUGUGCCUGCAAUGCCCAGUUGGUGUUACUAGAAAGAAGAUGGGGAGGGAAUGGAGUGUGGAGAUGUGGUGAUAGUCCUGAAGUCAGUGUCCAGCUGCCCAAAUACCUGGGAGGUGAGAACAGUGCAGGAAUCAAAGCUGCUGUCCUGCCUUAGUGACAAAGAUCAGCUGCUUCCCACUGCCACUGCUCUGACAUGGUCUAGUUCUUCAUCAUCUUCCUGAUCAGUAGGAUGCAGGUGGACUGUGAUCCUGGGAAAGAGAACUCUCCUCAGGCUAAGGAGGAAUGGCAGCUUGGCUAGACUGUAGGAUUCCCCUUCUGAGUCACCUUUUAGUCCCUGGGGCUGUCACCUGGCAGGCACAGGAGAAAAGAAGUUGACCCAUGUGUGACACAGCAAGGAAAUCAGCUCCCACACAAAAGUGCUUGUCACGGGAAGUUCUGGAAGAGGAGGAAACAGCCAGGGAUGAACAGCCAGCGGGUCAGAUCACAGCAAAGGGCUUGAGAGUACCACCUGAGCUCUGGUGUUGAUUGUGUGUCACCUGCUUUGGUUUGCUGUGCAAUAGUUCUGUGCAGAGGGCUCUGGGAAGCUUGUCAGGUCACCAUGUCCUACCUGGCACAGAAUGGACAUGGAUUUGGCAGCUGCUUCCCCAGGUUGUCCAAGACUUGAGUGGUUUGUGAGCUAAUGCUGCUCAGGUCUCAGUACAAAAGGACAGAAAUGCACCAACAGACUGGAUUGAUGAUCUUUUUUGGUGUAUUUCUGGGAGAAAUAUAAUCUGAGCAGUGCUGGAUGUAGCUGAUCAAGGCAUUCUCUACAGAGCAAAGGAGAGGGAAUCAUGCAGGAUCACAGCUACUGUCUGUUACAGUACUACAUGAGGCAUUUCAUCUCAUAGAAUCGUGAAGUAUCAGGUAGGAAGAGACUGCCUGCUGUUCCUUGGAGCUGUAUGCUCCAUGGCACAUUUGAAGGGAAGGCAAUGCAGCUCCAAUGUGCCUGUUCUGCUCUUCCCAGAAGAGCUGCUUAAUAAUGGACCCACAGCAGUGUGAGCUGCUUCCUGCUUCUGUGUGUUUUGUGAAAAUACAGGAAGGGAUUGGCUUGCUGUCUGCAAAUAUAUUUUUAGGGAGCUCUAAGGACAUGCCAAGAUUAGGCAAAAUCCAAUAUAAUGAAGCAAAGCAGUUUUGCAUCACUUUAUCAGAGCUGUUUCUCAGCAGUAACACUUGGGAGAUGGUAGAUUGGCCACUUGCUUGGAAAAGGAGGGAGGCGUAAAGUGUAUUAGGCAAAGAGUUGGAGAGUGCUUUGGGAUAGUCCCAAAGCAGACAUUAUUGGGAAGGAGGGCUCAAAUAUAUCCUUAAAUACCUACUUGGAGAGCAGCUGCUUCACCCUGUCUUUCACUGCUAGGCUCGUUUCUCUUCUUUUUCCUGUUGCUUCCAUUUACUGUCCCAGCUGUCAGGAGUGGGAGCGGGAGCCAUUGGCCAGGGAUGAUGCAGCAGAGCCCUGUUGUGCUUGGUGCCUUCCCAGAUGCUCUUGUUGUGCUUGUUUGCUAUUGCUUCCUAAUUAAUUGUGUGGUUUGGAGUUCCAGGACCCUGGUCUGUCAUUAAUUAGGGAUAAUAUUAAGGAUUAAAUUAAGGACUGUAAAUUAUGCCCUACCAGCUCCAGGUCAGGGCAAAAGUCUAGCACAGUCCUUACACACACUGGAUAUGGCACUGGAAGAAUGAGCUGAUGCUUUUCCUUUGCCAGGAAGCCCAAGUUAUCUCUGCUGUUAAACCUCAUCUCUGCAAUUAUGCAAAUGACUGAAUAUUCAGGAAAUAAUUUGUGGGUACUGCCAGUUUGGGAGCUGAUGCUUUGCUGGGAUGGUGUAGCCAUGAUUUGGGGUUGUACCAGCAGGAACAUCCCCCUCUGUGUUUAUUUACAUGGGAGGAGCUGGGGCAGAGAGAGAUGAAGUAGAUUUACUUACAUGCACUUUGAAGUCAGUAUUGGAGUUGGAAACAGACCUAGGAGUUUGGAUUGCGAGAUCUUUGUUUUAAUCUCCAGAACCCCCUUUCUUGUCUCAUUUAGGCUGAGCCCUUUCUCAUGCUCUCACUGGCUGGGCUUCAAUCUCCCAUUCCCUCCUUGGUCUGGUCUCACAGCUGAGGUGAAGUUGCCCAGGAGCAAAUAGCCCCUCUCUGGAUCUUGUUGUUAAGGAAUAAAAAAAUCCAAUAAAAAGCUCAGCUUUUUUCUCCUGCUAGUUCUUUGCCUCACUGUAAUUUUGGGAUUAAAUUGAGCACAAUGAUGGCAAAGGCAAACUUCUGUAUUCAGAUGGGCUGGAAGUUUAUUUCCAUUGGACUAAGACUAGAAAAACUGCUUUGGUAAAACAAGCAAGGUUGACAGAAUAACUUUAGCUCACUUUGUAUGUGUCGUAUUCCCUUUUUCUGCAGGAAUUUGUAGAAGGAAUUUGCAGAACACUUCAGCCACCUCUUGCUAAAGGGAGGGUGGGGAGAGCAGCCAGGUUUGAUCUCAAAGAGUUGCAGCCUUGUGUCACGUUACAUAUAGAGCAGCAUGUGCUUCUGGUGGGGGACAGCUCUCCAGGGUCCCUCUGCAUGUGUGUGAUCUCUUCCAUCUCACUUCGUGCUGGUUUUGUGGCAUUGAGGAAAGAAUUUAUUUCCCCCUGCCUCAGUUUCUCCCUAGUUGACUGGAAGCUCCUUGGAAGCAGGAGCUGCUCCUGUGGACAACAGAAUACAGUGGUAAGAACUUCAGGGCACCACUCUAAGCUAAACAUUCCUGUGUUGAGACAAAGCUUGGUUGUUUAAUUGUGUCUUUAGGGGGAAAAGUCCCACCACGCACUGACUCCCCAUUGUAUUUCCUAUAUUCAACCCUUUGUAUCAGCUGUUUAUGGUGCUGCUGUUUGAAUCUGGGUAGAAUUGUCUCGAAAACCUGUUUUGUUGUUGAAUGGGAAGCAAACCUGCGCUCCCAAGUACCUGUGUGCAAUGAUAUUUUAUUUCAAACUUAUUUCUUUGUCUGGGUUUGAAAUUUGCCUUUGAUCAGCAACUGUCUCUAAGGCAGCCCUUGUGAAGAGAAGAGCAAGUAGGGGAGAAGCCAGAAAGGCCAGGUGGCAGUGGGAAGGUGGGGACAAGCAUCUCCCAGGUGUCACAAAAUGCAGGACAGGUGACAGUGGGGUGUGGGACAGUGGUUUUUCUUCCUGGCACACAGUGGUUUUCUUUCCUGGCACACACAUGCUCAGACACAGGAAAGACCACAGUCCUUAACAGCUUCAUCAGGAAUCAGGACAGUUUCCCACCUCUGGCAGCAUCAGCAUUCCUGCUUUCUCCCUGCAACACAAACUCCUUGGUUUAGCCUUGCCAGGGAAUGUGAAACCAGGGAAGCCAUGUGGAGAUCUAUUGCCUUUCUCCUGGAAGGCAGAGAAAGACUCCCAGAGAAGCAGGGAUUGUGCAGACCCAUCCCCACGUCCCUUGGGCAGUGGAGCUUAGGAAGUUCCCUUUGGAGCAGGAAAGCUGGUAAGCUCUAAGGAGGUAGGGAAUGUCUGAAAAGGAGAAAUUCCAUGUGAAAUUUGAAAUACUAUGUUGAAGGAAAAAAAAUGGAGGAAGAAAAACCUGAUACAAUCAAUGCUUGGGUCAUGUAUUAUUGUGGAUUAGCUGUGCCACAGAAGGAUCCUGUUCACCCCAUGGAAUCCAUUCCCUGCAAGCUAGUGAACAUUCGUAUGGCACAUGAUGUGGGAAUCGUGGCUGAAGCCUAGUUCCCUGGGAUAAUAUCCACCCCGGCGUGGAUUGGGCCAUUUCCAGUGUCAACAGCCAGAGGAUUAAGCGUUUAUCUCAUCAGAGCAGGGGAUAAUUAAUACCAGAUCGAACUUGGGGCUGAAUUUGACACCGAGUGUGGCUUCACCUCCUGCAGGCAAUUUGUGGGGACUGGGAAGAUGUUCCUCUGUCCUGCAAGGUGCAGGGAUUGCCUUGCAGAUCCAUAGCUACUGGGAUGGCAUUGAUCUUCCCAAAUGAAGCUGAGGGUGAGCUCUCAAGGUAGGCAUUAGGGAUGAAAACCUAUCAGGAAGACUGUCCCUUCCAGCCAAAAGUUGGAAGAAUAGAAUCAGGGUGCUGUGAUUUGCUAUCAUCUGGGUUUAAAUGUAAAAUCCAGGGUUUGGCACUUGUGACUUUGUUGAAAUAAAUUAAUACCUUUAUCCUGGCCACAGUCCAGGUCAGGUAAUUAUA
Molecule: messenger RNA, 7454 nt
Organism: Manacus vitellinus (golden-collared manakin)
Lineage: Eukaryota; Metazoa; Chordata; Aves; Passeriformes; Pipridae
Gene: SNX19
Product: sorting nexin 19
Cellular component (GO): intracellular membrane-bounded organelle; early endosome membrane
Molecular function (GO): phosphatidylinositol binding
Source: RefSeq, a predicted model, not a curated record